This is a messenger RNA of Cyprinodon tularosa, 3057 nucleotides long. RefSeq lists its product as uncharacterized. The record is from RefSeq and is a predicted model, not a curated record. Lineage: Eukaryota; Metazoa; Chordata; Actinopteri; Cyprinodontiformes; Cyprinodontidae. Bases 73 to 3057 code for a protein of 994 amino acids. The transcript has 7 exons. Gene Ontology annotation, molecular function: GTP binding.
UACUAAAGGCUGACUCGUAGUGUAACUUCUCCUGUUGGAGUUCUCACACCGAUCUGUCCCGAAGCGGACGCUAUGGGGGAAAACUAUCAGCACCCCGUUUUCUUCGGGUGUGACAGCCUUCUAGGGGAGCAGAGGAUGAAGAAAAUAGAGACAUAUUUCCGUGUUCGCAGAAGGUCCGGCGGAGGAGACUGCGGGCGGCUGGAAAAAGUGGCUGAUCAUGUCUACAGGAUCGCGUUCAGAAAUCAAAAAGAUCAACAGGAAGUAUUGAGGAGAGCUGAGCAUACGAUUGAGCUCCCUGAUGGUUCCCUGGUGCUCAGUGUCAGAGACUGUGAGCACAUAGAGCCUCCCGUCUCUUCUCAAGACAACAUCCCUGCAUCGCCAGCAGAGCAGAGUCAACAGCCCAUUCCUGACUCUACAAGUGGUACAGAGCUUGAAGAACAACCGGACGACUCUUCCAUUGCGGAGGAAUUGCUCUCCUCUAGUGAUCUCCUGGCUGAGCAUCACCAAGAGGAGGAGCAGACUGACGCUGAGGCUGUGGUUGAUGUUAGUGCCCAGAAAGGAGAUGAGGACAGACAGUGUGCUGAUGAUGAAACACUACAUAAGAGUGAAGCAGAGGUGUAUAGAGACUAUGACAGCGGGGUGGGACGUUCUCUGAUAAACACAGAGUUGCUGGAUGCAGCGGAUGAGCCAUAUUUGAGGGAGAGUUUAGGAGCAUUCAGCUUGGCUGAUAAAAACACAGAAGUAGCCACCUACAGCCUUACUGAUGAUCUCCAGCUGGUACUGUAUCAGGGGGACAUCACCGCGUUCCAGGCCGACGCCCUGGUGAACUCUGCCAAUGAGGAUCUAAAUCAUUGUGAAGGUAUCGCUGCUUCCCUGAGUGACGCUGGGGGUCCUGAAGUUCAGAGUGAGAGUGACGCUUACAAGGAACGUGAAGGAAAAGUCCCUACAGGCGACGUGGUAGUGACCUUAGGGGGAAAACUACGCUGCAAAAGACUGCUGCACGCUGUUGGUCCCGUGGCUGGAAAAGUCGAUGGAAAGGAGAGGGUGUUACUGGAAAGAACUGUUCAGCGUGUUCUGGAAGUGGCAGAACUAAAAAAAUACAGGUCCAUGGCCAUGCCCUGUAUCAGCUCAGGAGUGUUUGGCGUUCCUGUCACAGUUUGCUCCGAGGCCAUUGUCUCUGCUGUCAAGGAAUUUGCUAAUCAGGGUGGGCAAAGUCUUAAAACAAUCGCUCUGAUAGAUGACAGAGAAGAGGUGGUGAGGGCCUUGCAGGAAGCAUGUGACAGGCUUCUUUUGGGGAAAAAUUCUGCAUACCCUACAGAACACCCAGAUCGACCUGAAGAGGAGGUUCCGUUUGGUUCUGCAGCCAAAUAUGUAUCCAGAGGGGCCACCCCUGGAGCUCAGAAGGGCCACGUGAAUGUAGAGAUUGUUCAAGGGACCAUUGAAAGUCAGCAGACCGAUGCUGUUGUAUCUCCAAUGGUCCUCCAUGAUCCACAAUCGACCAGAGUUGGAAGCAUUCUCUUUAAAGAAAUUGGUAGUCAGCGGGCUAAAAAGCUUCAAAAGAAAAUCGGAGAGGAAAUGAUGCCAGGCGACUUCGCACUAGAAGACCAAUUGACUGGAGUUCCUUUUGGUGCUGUGUUCUUCCUCAGCCUCAUUCACUGGGAUGAAGAAGAAGAGGGAGUUGCAGUUCAGGUUCUCCGACUGGGUAUCAACAGCAUCCUGACUUGCUGCGAGAGCAGAGGGUUUGAAUCUGUGGCCCUACCAGUCCUUGGGACUGGCAUUGCGCUUCGUUUUCCAGCCACUCUGGUAGCUAGCGUUUUUCAGGAGGAGAUCUGUAAAUUUCAGCAAGAGAAAACCACCAGCACGCCACUCCAGAUUCGCAUUGUUGUACACCCCAAAGAUGAAGAGGCCUGUGAGGCCUUCAAGUCUUUCCAAGAAAAUAUGAAGUACAACAAUAACCAAGAUCAAGAUUCCAGUACAAAGAGGAUUGUUCUGCUGGGGAAAACUGGAUCUGGGAAAAGCAACCUAGCUACCACCAUUCUGGGGGAGCAGGCUUUUACUUCCUAUCAUUCCCCCAACUCAGGUACAGCGUCAUGUCAGUCGGAGACGAGAACAGUCAGCGGGAGGACCCUCACUCUGAUUGACACACCUGGUUUCUUCGACACUGAUAGGAGUGAGGAGGAGCUGAAGCCUGAGAUAAUGCGUUGCCUCACUGAGUGUGCGCCUGGACCGAACAUCUUUCUCAUUGUGCUUAAAGUGGACAAAUUCACAAAGCAUGAGCAGCAGGUUAUUACCCAAAUAAGCAAUUACUUCUCAGAGGAUGCUUUUAAUUACGCUGUUAUCGUCUUCACUCACGGGGGCCAGCUAGCAGAGGGGAUGACCAUUGAAAGUUUUGUCAGUCAAAAUGAAAAUCUCAGUGAUCUGGUGAAAAAGUGUGGAGGUCGCUGCCAUGUCUUUGAUAACAAACACUGGAACGAAGAUGGGGAAGAUGAAUACAGGAACAACCAGUUCCAGCUGGAAGCAUUCCUUCAAACAGUAGACAGGAUGAUGGUGGAAAAUAAUGGAUCCUACUACACCAACGACGUUCUGAGACGUGUAGAGGAAAAGAUCCAGGAACAAGAAGAGAGGAUAAGAGAGGAGUGUGUCCAUUUACCCCCACAGGAGAUCAGAAAAAAGGCCAAAACCUUUGUGUCCAACGAGUCUUUGAUACAGCUAGCAGGUACUGCCACUGGUGCUCUGUUGGGGGCCUUUUUUGGAGUGGCAGCAUUAGUAGAAUCAGUUUUGAAGGUAAUGAGUCCAUCUGAAAUAAUAAAGCGUGCUAAAAGCUUACAGACAGUGGUGCCCGCAGCGGCGGUAGUACAAGGUGAAGUCCUAGCUGUUGCUGCUGGUUUGACGGCAGGUGUUACAACUGUAGCUGCUGCUACAUUUGGAGGAAUCAAAGGUGGCAUCAUAGGAAAAGAUGCAUCUAAGGGAGCAAAGACUCCAAUGGAGGCAAUAGAGAAGUCUUAUGAGGCCAUGAAGGAAAAACGAAAAGAGUUCAAGAUGUUCCCACAACAGUAG